CAUAUAUCUCUUUGCCGAUCGUGGUGGCUCCAAUGGCCUUGGCGUCCAUGGCCAGUUUGAUAUCAACUCAUCUAUGUCAUCGUGAACUCUAUGGAAGAGGCUCUGAGGGCUACGGCUGAGUAGAAGAUCGAUGCCCUAGUCGUUCAAGGCAUGUCGUCAAUCUUCGAGGCUGCCUCAUGCUGAAGGAAUAUGGGAUUGCAGGAAUCGAAGCAGGCGGACACGGAGGAGCCAAAGCACUCCCUCUUUUCCAAUUGUUGCCCGCUGUGUUGGCAGCUGUUCCCGAAGACGGUCCACUCGUUCUCGCUGCGGGUGGUGUUGCUACCGGCGCUCAAAUCGCGUUGUUUUUGACUCUCGGGGCAUCUGGUGUUGUCCUCGGAACGCGGUUUCUCUUCACUCAUGAGUCGGCAUAUUCGGCUGCAAGAAAGGAUGUUCUCGUCCAGGCAGGGUUGAAUGCGACGGCAAGAGGUUUGAUGUUUGAUGAAGUCGGCCGUACCAUGGGUUGGCCUGAUGGUAUCGAUGGGCGGGCAAUCGCUAAUGGUAUCUGGAGAGAUCAUGACGAGGGCUUGGACCUUGAUGAGAGGCUACGGAGGUUUGAUGAGGGUGGCGCGCGGGGGGAAUCAGAGAGGCUCGUUAUCUGGGCUGGCAUGGGUGUUGGACUCACGGACAAGAUACAGAGUGCAGAGGAAGUUGUUCGGGAGUUGCGCUGGGAUGCUCUUCUGGCUCUGCAGCGGACGUCUAUUCUGCUGGGGCAACACGACAAUCACGCUUGAAUGUGCAUCUACCUGAUCUGCCUGUGCAGGGCUAGAGAUGCUGUGUGGUCUGUAAAUAGGUUGCAAUUUGUUUGCGUAUCGUUGUCUACUUGUCCGCCCACUACUUGAAGACCUUGCUACUCGAUUGGAAAAAAGGAUGUCCUCCCGCCGGCAGGGUUGAAUGCGAGACAUGAUGUUAUUUGAUGAAGUCGGCGCUGGU
Molecule: messenger RNA, 969 nt
Organism: Guyanagaster necrorhizus
Lineage: Eukaryota; Fungi; Basidiomycota; Agaricomycetes; Agaricales; Physalacriaceae
Product: 2-nitropropane dioxygenase
Exons: 3
Coding region: 177-770 (197 amino acids)
Source: RefSeq, a predicted model, not a curated record